Spirodela intermedia is the source of this 459-nucleotide messenger RNA. NCBI's taxonomy places the organism in Eukaryota, Viridiplantae, Streptophyta, Magnoliopsida, Alismatales, Araceae. The record is from the annotation of a GenBank genome assembly.
AUGGCGUUCACUGGUCGAUUCCGGGAGUUGAUGAAGAAGUAUGGGAAGGUGGCGGUGGGGGUGCACUUCUCCGUAUCGGCGGCCUCCAUCACCGGCCUGUACGUUGCCAUAAAGAACAACGUCGACGUUGCCUCAGUCUUGGAGAGGGUGGGUCUUCCCGGCGUCUCCAAGGAAGGGGAUGAAGCAGCUGACGGCGCCCCCGCCCCCGCCCACUCGGAUCCAGCGGACAGAACUGCCAUCAUCCUUGACGAUGAUUAUGCGGUACCUGCCUCGGUGCCGGUUGAUCAGCCGAAGAAGAACAAUAGGACGGCAGAUCUGGCGGCUUCGAGCGGCGGCGCUCUUGCCCUCGCUGUCCUCUGCAACAAAGCUCUAUUCCCGGUACGGGUCCCGAUUACGAUCGCACUCACUCCGCCAAUAGCGAGAUUUCUUGCUAGGAGGAAUAUUAUAAAAACCGUAUGA